Messenger RNA from Scylla paramamosain (green mud crab), 741 nucleotides. RefSeq names its product peptidyl-prolyl cis-trans isomerase-like 3. Gene Ontology annotation, cellular component: catalytic step 2 spliceosome. Bases 205 to 690 code for a protein of 161 amino acids. The transcript has 5 exons. Gene Ontology annotation, molecular function: peptidyl-prolyl cis-trans isomerase activity. Gene Ontology annotation, biological process: protein folding; protein peptidyl-prolyl isomerization. The record is from RefSeq and is a predicted model, not a curated record. NCBI's taxonomy places the organism in Eukaryota, Metazoa, Arthropoda, Malacostraca, Decapoda, Portunidae.
AAGAUCAAGAUCAAGAAAGAUCAGAAAAUUUGUAAACAGCGAUAGGAAGCUGAAGAAACUACCAGGCUUAUUUAACCUUGCACGACUUCACCAGGGUUCAUAGGGAUCAUUGGAUCUUCGUGCCCCUAACAACAACAAUCUUCCUGAGUCGCCUCCAAAGGAAAAAUAUCAUAAGAUUUUAUCUUCAAAGACUGGCAGAUUAAAAUGAGUGUAACACUGCACACUGAUGUUGGAGAUAUCAAGAUUGAGCUGUUCUGUGAGCAGUGCCCAAAAACCUGUGAAAACUUCCUAGCUUUGUGUGCCUCUGGAUACUACAAUGGGAAUCUCUUCCACAGAAAUAUUAAGGGCUUUAUGAUACAAACUGGAGAUCCAACUGGAACUGGUAAAGGAGGACAGUCCAUAUGGGGAAAAAAGUUUGAAGAUGAAGUUAGAGAUGACUUGAAGCACUCAACCAGAGGUACAGUGUCCAUGGCCAAUAGUGGACCAAACUCUAAUGGUUCACAGUUCUUCAUUUCCUACUGCCCCCAACCACACCUAGAUCUCAAGUAUACUGUGUUUGCAAAAGUUAUUGAUGGUUUGGAUGUUGUUGAUGAACUUGAGAAGCUUCCAGUCAACCCAAAAAAUUUUAGACCAACCAGUGAGACCAGAAUAAAUUCUGUAACUAUUCAUGCCAAUCCAAUAGCUGGGUGAUUACUGGAAUGCUUUGUUUGUAAAAUAAAUAAGAAUGAAGAAAGUGUUAAA